Sesamum indicum (sesame) is the source of this 2675-nucleotide messenger RNA. Lineage: Eukaryota; Viridiplantae; Streptophyta; Magnoliopsida; Lamiales; Pedaliaceae. The record is from RefSeq and is a predicted model, not a curated record.
GAGAGCUGAAUAUGCAAGUGUAUGAGUUAUCACCACUUACUUCGGCCAUAAGCCCUUUGAUGCUGCUACAGUUUGAGUUCGGAAGUUCAAUUCUACCCAAUUUGAUGCAGAUACAGCCAUUGUCGUACGUUUCUCAUAUCCACAAGCCGACCUCCAAGAAUCCUUUACUCAACAAUCCUGCGAUUCAAUUCGUCCUGAAUGAAGCUAAAGAAUUCCAACCCUCGAAAACCCAAUUCAAGUCUCAUGCUCAAGAGGAAGAAGAAGAGUUUUUUCCCCAUAAGCAGAAUGGGUUUAGUUCAAAUAUGCAGAUUUCACAUCCGUGGCGUGAAUGGGUGGAUUUGAUGGAGAAAUUGUUAAAAAAUGGGUAUUUUGAUGAGAUCGGAAACCCUUUUGCAAAUAUUGGUGAAUUGGGCAGUAAAGAGGCGAACUUAAUAAGAACUGCUUCCUUGAAUUUUGCCCGCGACAACUACCAACUUAUAAGAUACUUGUCACGGAAAGAUAUUAUGGUAAUUGUUGGGUCUGGGUGUCCAAGCACAGAUAGGAAAGUUGUCAACUCGGGAAAGCGUUUAAGAGCUCAUGUGGGAAUUAAUGAAGGAAAUGUUUGCAGCUCCUGCAUCUUAAGAGGUGAUUGUGAUAGAGCGUAUGUAAAGGCACGUGAGGAUGAAGGAGGUAGGACUGUGGAUGUUAUGCGAUUUUUGUUGACAUACGGUCUUGAUCCCAUAGUUGGUUCUGUGGAAAACAAGCCAAGCAUAAACAAAAGGGUUAAAGAAUCUGUAAGAACAUUGUUGAAAGAAAUGGUGGAGAUUAAAGUUGAGCGACAUGAUUGUGAACCACCAAAGGCCAACACCCCGGGUUGGAACCCGUCCGCCCAAGAAAACGAUAUUAACCAAGGUAGGAGGCGAAUUAAUGUUCCAAUGAAGCAAGGCGACUGGAUUUGUCCCAAGUAAGAUGCACAUCCAGCCUAUAUAGUAUACGUUUGCCUUUACAGUCCUCAAUGUAAAAAAUGUUUAUUAAAUUUCUAUAUUUUUUCUAGAUGUAAUUGCCUUAACUUUGCCCGAAAUGUCAAGUGCUUGCGCUGUGAUAGCUUCUUCCAGGAAAGACUUAGAAAAAUAGCAGAAGACCAGGAACAUCUUCCCUUGAAGAAAGGAGAUUGGAUAUGUGACAAAUGCAACUUUUUGAACUUUGCAAGAAAUACAAAGUGUUUACAGUGUAAGGAGAAUCCUCCAAAGCGGCAACUUAGUCCUGGAGAGUGGGAAUGUGAUUCGUGUAACUACAUCAAUUUUCGAAGAAAUAUGGUGUGUCUGAAAUGUGACCAUAAGAGACCAAUUGCAUCGAACACUGCAUAUAUUGCAUCUCAACCAAUGGACAAUAAUGUAAAGAAUCAUCAGAUGCAGCCUUGGUUUGUACCAGAGAAGCAAAAUAGGGAUGAAGGUAAUAAUUCGUUUGAAUUUGUUGAGAGUGGGAGUCGAGGUCAUAGUGGCUCAAGCGUGUGGAAUCAGGUGCCAGGUUUCAUGGACUUCCCAGUUGUUGGAGGCAAGAGUGAUGUGUCCAGGAACGUGCAGAUGCAAGAAUCAUGGAAGACGGAAAUGGCCCAUACAAGGCGAACUGCGGUUAAUGCUAAGGAUGGUACUGGCAGUUACAAAAGUGAAUUUCUUGCAUCUGGUGAUGACGAUGAAAUGGCUGAGUGGUUUGGAUGUGGAAAAGAGACAUGCACUCACUCCCUUCACUUCUCUACAGCAGUAAAAUUCGCACUCUUUUUAUCAAUCAAAUCAAAGUUCACCCCCUUUUUUUCUCUCUCUCUAAAGAUUUCUUCAUCUCCGAAACCGCAGCGAGAAAUGGGUUCUGAAGGAUCAUCGCGGGUUGUUGUGCCUAGGAACUUUCGGUUAUUGGAAGAGCUUGAGAGAGGAGAGAAGGGGAUAGGUGAUGGAACUGUGAGCUAUGGGAUGGAUGAUGCUGAUGAUGUAUACAUGCAAUCAUGGACGGGAACCAUCAUUGGUCCUCCUAAUACUGUACAUGAAGGACGCAUAUACCAGUUGAAAUUAUUCUGUGGGAAGGAUUAUCCAGAUAAUCCACCAAGUGUAAGGUUCCAGACACGGAUAAAUAUGAGCUGCGUUAAUCAGGAAACUGGUGUGGUUGAACCCAGUCUCUUCCCCAUGCUAGCUGCUUGGAAAAGGGAGUACACAAUGGAGGACAUAUUGAUGCAGUUGAAAAAAGAAAUGAUGUCUCCCCAAAAUCGUAAAUUGGCUCAACCUUCGGAAGGCAAUGAGGAUGGUAGGGUGGAGCAAAAGGGGAUAGUGCUCAGAUGUUGCAUCCUCUAAUCUUACCCAAGACUUUGAACGUGAUAAAGUACAUACUAAUAUAAACUGUAGGUAGCAUGUUAGCACUUUUCCUAGGAAAUAUAUUUCAUUUGCAUCGAGGAAAUGUAACCUAAGUUUGCAUGAGACAGACUUAUAUAUAUAACUAUCCAUUUCGCUGAAUAAGCUGUAUCUAUCAGAAUUGUUUUCCAGUUCAAGCUCUUUGCCAAUGCUGCAUGAAAAUUCUGCCUUCUCAUGGAAGGAGAUUUACUUGUGUGAUUGACGGUGUAACUUCUUACGAACCCAUUGGGGUGUGGGAACUGUAAUACUGUUCUCUUCAUCACUGACGAUUUCGUUAUUCGAGGCUCUAUAUUUGUAUUA